Molecule: messenger RNA, 2570 nt
Organism: Hydra vulgaris (swiftwater hydra)
Lineage: Eukaryota; Metazoa; Cnidaria; Hydrozoa; Anthoathecata; Hydridae
Source: RefSeq, a predicted model, not a curated record
GAGAUGUGUUUCUAACACGAGACCAUUAAUUUAGACAGGUACCAUGGGAACUAAAGGUCAUGUUCAGGUUAUUAUGUUUUACUUAACCGACACUUAUUCUAGUCAGGUAACAUUUUUUUAUUUUCAAUUAGUUCAUAAACAUAUAUGUUUUUUACAAAAAUGAGAAGUCUUAAAAGAGAUCUGCAGUUUGCAGGUAAAUGUUAAUUAUUUUUGCAUAAACUCUAAAGUCUUUGGGACUGGGUUUGAAAAAGAAAGGUACCAGAAAUUUUAAAGUUCUGUUUUUCUUUCUAUGAAAUUUAGCAGUUGUCACCUCUUGUAAAUUUCAAAGUUUGAGGAAAAAAACUAUAUAAACAAAAAUUUUUUGAGCAUGAAGUUACAGAUACAGUAAAAUGAUAACGUUUUGCUAAAUGACAAAUCAUGGAAUAUUGAGUUUUAAUUAAUAAAACUAGUUAUGAUAGUUUACUUGAGAAGAUAGAGCAAUAACCGCAAUAAAAUAUUUGAAUCGCAUAAUUAUUUAAAAAAAAAUUAAUGAUUUCAAAAAUCAGUGGAGCAACAAACAAGGUAGAAUUUGUAGAAAAAUAUGCAACUUUAAAAUGAUGUCCCAUUGUUGCGGAACAAGACCAAGGGCGGAGCCUUGUAUUACCUCUGAAGUUAAUAAAAACAAAAGAGAGUAUUAUCCAUAAAGUUCAAUUUUAGUUCUGCAAUUAGAAAGGAAUGAUUCAAUAAAUUAACAAAAAUAACUUUCACAGAAAUACUAUGUGAACUUUUGUAGAAGACAAGUAUGUCAAUCUUUUUUAAAGGACUUUGCGUGAUCCAGUUAAUGAAGGUAUACCAUAUUGUACCCUAAAGUCUUUUCCUCAACAGAUAGAACACACAAUUCAAUGGGCAAGAGACAAAUUUAAUAGCUUGUUUACUUAUGAACCAGAAAUUUACAAUAAAUUUUGGGAUAAAAACAAAGACAUGAAUGAAAUAAUUAAGAAAAUUAUUAGAUACCUGAUGGUUUUGUUGUUUCUGCAUCGUUGUUGAAAAAAAGACCUGCAAUCUUUGAAUGCUGUGUUAAAGAAGCCUACCUUUUACUGCUACUUCCAUAAUAAAGUUACAUUUAUUUAAGUUUAUAUUAUUACAAUAUUUAUUUAAGUUAAUUAUUAUUACAUUAUUUGAACCAUUAAUUUCGACAGGUACCGUGGGAACUAAAAGUCAUGUUAAGGUUAUUGUGUUUUACUAAACUGAGACUUAUUCUACGUGAUCCAGUUGAUGAAGAUAUACCAUAUUGUACCUUAAAGUCUUUUCCUCAACAGAUAGAACACACAAUUCAAUGGGCAAGAGACAAAUUUGAUAGCUUGUUUAUUUAUGAACCAGAAGUUUACAAUAAAUUUUGGGAUAAAAACAAAGACAUGAAUGAAAUAAUUAAGUUUAUUAAAAAGAAUUUUGAAGAAAAUCAUCAGAUACCUGAUGGUUUUGUUGUUUCUGCAUCGUUGUUGAAAAAAAAACCUGCAAACUUUGAACGCUGUGUUAAAGAAGCCUACCUCAAGUUUUAUAGCUACUUCCAUAAUAAGGCACUUCAGCUGCUAAAUUCUUUUCCACUUGACACAAAGAUGGCAGAUGGAACUUGGUUUUGGCAGUCUCCAAAAAAGCCACCAUCUCCAAUUCAUUUUGAUCCACAGAACCCAUUGCAUAUUCAGUUUGUCACUAGCUAUGCCAUGUUACUUGCGAAAACGUAUGGAAUCUGGAGUGAGGAUUGUAAAAGUGUUAAGAUCCCAGAUGUCAUCAAAUUAUUUCAGUUGCCAGAGUUUAAUCCAUCACAAAAGAAAGUUAUAAUUGAAGAGAACCAAGACAAAGAGAAUAAAAAUGUAAAUUUGGACAAAGUUGGUGGUCUCAUUCAGUAUUUAAGUUCUUUGAAAGAGUUAGAUGCUUUUUCUUUGUCUGUUGAACAUUUUGAGAAAGACAACGAUAGUAAUAGACAUCUUGAUUUUAUCUAUGCCACAGCUAAUUUACGAGCUACCAUGUAUGGUAUUGAAAAUGUUGAUCGUUAUAAAAUCAAAAGAAUUGCUGGAAGGAUUAUUCCUGCAAUUGCAACAACAACAUCUGUUGCAGCAGGCCUAGCAACUCUUGAACUAUUAAAAGUUGUUGCUGGUUGUUCUAGAGAAAGUUUAAAGAAUUGUUUUCUGAAUUUGGCCGUACCUUUAAUGGUUUUAUCUGAACCAGCACCAGCUCCUAAAAUAAAAAUAAUAAACGAUGUUCAGUUUACAUGUUGGGACAGAUGGGCGAUUCAUGGACAUAAAGAUUAUCGGCUAAAAGAUUUUGUUACUUAUUUAAAAAAAAAAUGCGGAUUAACAGUCAACAUGGUAUGUCAAGGUUUAAAGAUGAUAUAUAUUCCAUUUAUGCCUGGUCAUCCAAAACGCCUUAAUAACUUGAUGACUGAUCUGCUGAAACCUAGUAAAGACACAGCAUAUAUUGAUUUGAUUGUUGCAUUUCAGGAUCCAGAAUUAAGUUCUGAAAGCGAUCUACCCUCCCCCCUAGUUCGAUAUUAUUUUUUGUAAAUCCUAGUUUUAUUAAAAUGCGUACUUUGA